This is a messenger RNA of Cryptotermes secundus, 1600 nucleotides long. RefSeq names its product ancylostoma secreted protein. Bases 106 to 1557 code for a protein of 483 amino acids. The transcript has 11 exons. The record is from RefSeq and is a predicted model, not a curated record. Lineage: Eukaryota; Metazoa; Arthropoda; Insecta; Blattodea; Kalotermitidae. Gene Ontology annotation, cellular component: extracellular region.
GUCCGUUAUCACGGCUUCCUAUAAGAGGUGUGAGUGGGUACGAGGUUAGGCCAGACAGCCAAGCAGCGACGCCUGAAAGAAGAGGACACACGUGACACAAAGAAGAUGAAGGUGUUUCUACUGUUGGCAUCCCUGGUUGUGGGACUCAGGGCUCAGUCUUGUAGUUACAGCAGUGUGUGCUCCGACCACACCAUGUGCAAGUACCAGGGCUACGGUUCGAAAUGUGGUCAGCCUAUACACUCUGGAGUAACAAGUAACAGUGACAAGCAGAAAAUUGUCGAUGCGCACAACAAUCUGCGCAGGAAAGUGGCCAAGGGACAGGAAACUCAAGGAAAACCGGGCCCGCAACCUUCUGCAGCCAACAUGAAGAAGAUUUCAUGGGACAACGAACUGGCAACAGUGGCCCAGCGGUGGGCAGAUCAAUGCAGCUUCGGACACGAUGCCUGCAGGAAUGUUGGGAGGUUCUAUGUAGGCCAAAACGUGUACCAAUCGUCAACAAAGGGUUCUAGUCCAAACGGGCAACAGGACUGGCAGUCUGCUGUACAGGCCUGGUAUAACGAGGUGAAGGACUUCAGCAAAAACAGUGUCAGUCCCUUCAAGUACAGCUCAGGCGCGGGCCACUACAGCCAGGUGGUGUGGGCCACUUCAGACAAAAUCGGCUGUGGAUUCACGGCCUACGCGGGUUCCGACGGCUGGUACAACAAGAUGUACGUGUGUAACUACGGCCCGGGUGGGAACGUCAUAGGGGGCUCCAGCAGCAUGUACACCAUUGGGGGCGCCUGUUCCAAAUGCUCUGGCAACUGUGACAACGGCCUUUGUAAGAUGCUCGGCUUCUUUCUCCUGGCGGGUCUGAUUGCGGCCAGCAGCGCCGACAGCGCCGACAGCGCCUGCGCUUACAGGUCCGUCUGCGCUGACCACACCAUGUGCAGAUUUAAUUCGAGCCUUGGAGCAAACUGUCUCUCACCUACGUUCUCAGGAGUAACGACUGAUGCUGACAAACAGACGAUAGUUGAUGCGCAUAACAACCUGCGCAGAAAACUGGCUAAGGGACAGGAAACUCGAGGAAACCCUGGGCCUCAGCCUCCUGCAGCCAACAUGAAGAAAAUGACAUGGGACGAUGAACUGGCCGAAGUGGCGCAGCGGUGGGCGAACCAGUGCACGUUCCAGCAUGACACAUGCAGAAGCGUCAGCAGAUUUUACGUAGGCCAAAACCUGUACAUUACGUACUCAAUGGGAGCCGCUAAGAACGGAAAUGAAGACUGGAAUUCAGCUGUACAGGCCUGGUAUGACGAGGUGAAGGACUUCAGCAAGGACAGUGUCAGUCCCUUCAAGUUCAGCUCAGGCACGGGCCACUACAGCCAGGCAGUGUGGGCCGAUACAGAUAAAGUCGGCUGUGGAUUCACGGCCUUCACAGAUUCUGACGGCUGGUACAGCAAGCUGUACGCCUGUAACUACGGUCCUGGAGGGAACAUCGUAGGGGGCUCCAGCAGUGUGUACACCAUUGGGGAAGCCUGUUCAAAAUGCUCUGGCUCCUGUGACGACGGCCUUUGUGUGUAACGGCAGGUUUCCUAACAAUUAAAUAAAUGUCUGAAUUUAUAAA